AUGACUUAUGAGCUUCCUACCAGAAGCUUAACCCUCGUCGUUCUAGAAUCCACGAUUUGCCACGCACUUAACAUUGGCAGUCUUGUAGGCAAUGCCAUGCUCUGUUUGGCCGUCUAUCGCAAUCCAAGGCUGAGAUCAACAACAAAUCUCUACAUCAUUGCGUUGUCUGUGGGCGAUCUGAUGUGUGCAGUUCUGGAAAUGCCACUAACGUUUUGGACUUUGGCUGUAGGAAAAUGGGUGUUCGGCAACGGUGCGUGCCAACUUCACGGCGUUGUGGACGUGUUCUCAACGUACAGUCCACCAGCUACCAUGGCUCUCACGGCGUUUAACAGACACAUACGCAUCGUGAGGGCUGACCAUUAUCGAAAAAUAUUUUCUCGUUGGCGUUCUAAAGUCUGGCUGUUUUGUGUGUGGUUCAGCCUCGCUGGAUACCUUCUUAUUGCGCGCAUAACAAAUUGGCAAAGAUACGACUUUGUUGUCGGUUUUGCUGCGUGCAGUGUGGAACAUUACACAGAAAACAGGAAACUUAUUCAUUAUUGCUUUGUGGUGUCGUUAUACUUUGGCGUUUCAUUUUUAGUUGCAAUAUUCUCUUACUACAAUGUGUUUCAGGCAAUUAGGAAUCACCAUUUACAAGUAGCAGCCAGACUGUACAGCGAGUCAACGACUUCCUCACCGCAAACGCUUAGAGUUUCAGUACAAGAAAUUAAAGCCACUAAAACGAUCGCUUUUGUGACGUUAGGUUUUACCCUUUGUUGGAUAUCGAUGUGGGGACUUUCUCUGACCAACAGAUUCUCCUCGAGCCCUGUACCAAGAAUAAUCCCAUUACUCGCAAUCUUUUUCGUCUUCUUAAGCACCUCCAUCAAUCCCAUUGUCUAUGCUGCCACUAACACUGGAUUUCGACAAGAAUUCCGCAAAAUGGUACUCUGUUUCAAGCCGAAAGCAAAAGUUUCCUCCCGCGUAUAG
Molecule: messenger RNA, 963 nt
Organism: Porites lobata
Lineage: Eukaryota; Metazoa; Cnidaria; Anthozoa; Scleractinia; Poritidae
Source: the annotation of a GenBank genome assembly